Messenger RNA from Chinchilla lanigera (long-tailed chinchilla), 4057 nucleotides. It is a transcript of the gene Nol10, whose product is annotated as nucleolar protein 10. The record is from RefSeq and is a predicted model, not a curated record. Bases 454 to 2370 code for a protein of 638 amino acids. The transcript has 21 exons. Gene Ontology annotation, molecular function: protein binding. Gene Ontology annotation, cellular component: nucleus; small-subunit processome; nucleolus. Gene Ontology annotation, biological process: maturation of SSU-rRNA from tricistronic rRNA transcript (SSU-rRNA, 5.8S rRNA, LSU-rRNA). NCBI's taxonomy places the organism in Eukaryota, Metazoa, Chordata, Mammalia, Rodentia, Chinchillidae.
AAAAAAAAAAGAAAAAGAAAAAAGAAAAAAACCACCUGCAGCUAAGAUCCAGCAAGGGGAAGAGUGACUGAUCAGGGAUCAUGGCUUACGCCCUGACGUUUGGUUUAUUUCUUAAAAGUGGUGAUCAAGUCUCUGUCCGAGCAUUUGAAGCAAGAGGCAACCUUUGGUGGAAGCUCAUUGCCUUUUUGAAAUCCUGCACUUGUUAGGAAGUGUUAUCAGAACAGCCCCUGCUGGCCUCAGUCUGGCCCUUAGAAAGCAGAGCAAACAUAACUGUUCUUUCCUGCCUCUGUCCCCUGAAACAUUUGAAGCCAGUGAGGAGAUUCUUCCUUCUCAAAAUUCAGUGGCUUUCAGACAGGAAGAAGAGAGCACUGCAGAAGAAAGAUACCAGUGAGUGGAACCCUCCUGCCUCAGCUGCAUGUCCGCAGGAGGAUCGAGCUCAUUCAGGAUUUUGAGAUGCCGACUGUCUGCACCACGGUCAAGGUGUCCAAAGACGGGCAGUAUGUCCUCGCCACAGGAACAUACAAACCUCGGGUUCGCUGUUACGACACCUACCAGUUAUCCUUGAAGUUUGAAAGAUGCUUAGAUUCAGAAGUUGUCACCUUUGAAAUUUUAUCUGAUGACUAUUCAAAGAUCGUCUUCUUGCACAAUGACCGGUACAUUGAAUUCCACUCACAGUCGGGCUUUUAUUACAAAACCAGGAUACCCAAAUUCGGCAGGGAUUUCUCCUACCACUACCCAUCCUGUGACCUGUACUUCGUUGGUGCAAGCUCUGAAGUUUACAGACUCAACCUGGAGCAAGGACGCUACCUGAACCCGCUGCAGACCGACGCUGCGGAGAACAAUGUCUGCGACAUAAAUCCUGUGCACGGCUUGUUUGCCACAGGAACAAUCGAGGGUCGAGUGGAGUGCUGGGACCCAAGAACCCGGCACAGAGUCGGCCUACUGGACUGCGCCUUAAGCAGUGUCACGGCAGAUUCGGAGGUCAGCAGCCUGCCAACCAUCUCUGCCCUGAGGUUCAGCGGCGGCCUGGCCAUGGCAGUGGGCACGUCCACGGGGCAGGUUUUGUUGUACGACCUUCGAUCCAGUAAACCACUGCUCGUUAAGGACCACCAGUAUGGGCUGCCUGUUAAGUCCAUCCACUUCCAGGACACACUAGAUUUGAUUUUGUCAGCAGACUCUCGCAUCAUCAAAAUGUGGAAUAAGAACUCAGGGAAAAUAUUUACUUCCUUGGAGCCAGAACACGACCUCAAUGAUGUCUGCCUCUACCCCGGCUCAGGAAUGCUCCUCACGGCCAAUGAGGCCCCCAAGAUGGGCAUCUAUUACAUCCCGGUGCUGGGCCCCGCACCUCGCUGGUGCUCUUUCCUGGACAACCUGACGGAAGAGUUGGAGGAGAAUCCGGAGAGCACAGUGUACGACGAUUACAAAUUCGUCACCAGGAAAGACCUUGAAAAUUUAGGGCUCACGCAUCUCAUCGGCUCGCCCUUCCUGCGGGCGUACAUGCACGGGUUUUUCAUGGACAUCAGGCUCUAUCACAAGGUGAAACUGAUGGUUAACCCAUUUGCUUAUGAAGAGUACAGAAAAGAUAAAAUUCGGCAGAAGAUAGAAGAGACACGUGCACAGCGGGUCCAGUUAAAGAAACUGCCAAAAGUCAACAAGGAGCUGGCUCUCAAAUUAAUGGAGGAGGAAGACGAGAAGCAAAGGUCUGCAUGGAAGAAGAAGGCGAAGAGCCUUCCGAAUAUCCUCACUGACGACCGAUUCAAAGUUAUGUUUGAGAACCCUGACUUCCAAGUAGAUGAAGAGAGUGAAGAGUUCAGGCUUUUGAAUCCACUUGUUUCAAAAAUCAGUGAGAAAAGGAAGAAGAAAUUAAGACUCUUGGAACAACAAGAACUUCCUGAAAAAGAAGAGGAGGAAGAGCCGGAGGGCAGGCCGAGUGACGCGGAGAGCUCGGGCAGCUCCGACGACGAGAAGGCCUGGGUGGCCGAGGUCCGCAAGCAGCGGCGGCUGCUGCAGCAGGAGGAGCGGGCACGGCGGCAGGAGCAGCGGCGGGAGGACCAGCAGGCAGUCCUGAAGCCCCAGUUCUACGAGAUCAAGGCCGGGGAGGAGUUCCGCAGCUUCCAGGAGUCUGCCGCCAAGCAGAAGCUGAUGAACAAAACCCUUGAGGAUCGGUUGAAACUGGAAGCCAAACACGGGACAUUGAGUGUGGCCGAUACCAGCGUGGGCAGCAAGCAGCUGACAUUCAUGCUGAAGAAGUCUGAGCAGCAGAAGCAGCGGCAGGAGGCCGAGAAGCAGCACCGGCUGGAGAGGAGGCAGCUGCGCCGUUCUGCCGGCCACCUGCGCUCCCGGCGCGGCCGAGGCCGCCCGUUCCCCUGAGUGCCCGGCGGAGGACACGAGGCUGCACGGAGGGACGGAUAGACUGACGACAGACGGAUGGACAGGCCAGUGCGCACUGGGCACUAGCCCCUGGCGCCUUCUCCAUAGUGUGGAGCCUGCUGCUCUUUUAAUACUGCACAAGAAUUGCCGUGAACUGAGGCUCAUCCCGCGCCAGCGGCAGAGCUCUCGCUCCCCUCCUUGCGGUGCCUGCGCUGCCCGAGACGCCGCCACUCGCGGUCCCCACCUGGGACGGCGAUGUUGUCGCGGACUCGUUUGCCCCUCGGUAUUAGCUCGGGGUGCUUUAGAACUAUUUCUGUACCAGCCGUGUAAAUUAAUGGUAAUAACAGUAACCGAGAGGUGGAAGCGACUGCUUAUUGCUUGCCCUUGGCAGGAGAUUAAAUAGGCUCUUUCUGCAGAGGUGCAAUUAGAACGUCGCUGGAGGAGACGUUUAUACAAUAAAUACUUUCGUGUCAGCGACUUCUUUGAGAGGGACCCUUGCCUUGAACCACUGAAAAUUAGCUUUGGUUCCUGCAGCCUCGCAGGCGUGAUGUCAGAGGAGCUCUCGGAGACAGAGUUCCUCACCGUGAAGCGAGGCUGCCCCUCGGCGUGCCGGGCUUGGAGUAGAUGCCCAAACGCGGGGCCGGAGUGGCAGUCACCUCCUGGUCCCCCCCACCUGCCCUCCCUGCACCUGCCCUCCCUGCCGCCCCAUAGGCAAGGACAGUGUGGGUCACUUGUCCCCCUGUGGCCCGCAAGCCGGCGUUUGUCUGCAGGCGAGCGUGUGUCCCUCGGGGCUAGUAGGUGUCUGGUCGCGAGGAAGGAAGGAAGGACUGGGCUUCCCUGCGGCUGGUUACAGAGACGGGCCGGGAGCCACUGCUGCAGGGUGCGCCCCAGAGUCGGGGCUGGGAGAUGAGAUGGGCGGCGUCCGCCAGCUGCGUCCUUCCCCGUCCCACGGCUGCCCCCAGGGCCAGCCUUUCCCGGUGGCCUUCGACGCUGGGUGGGUGGCUCUGGAGACCCUGUGUGUGCGGGGACAUGGAGCCUGACACCUCCGCAGGCUUCUGUGGCCCACACCGGUCCGGACGCCUGGCUCCCUGGCCUCUCUCCCUGCGGUUACCCUGGGGUGGGAAGUGUCACUCACAGUGACACAGUGGUCAGAAUUCCAGCGAGGAUUCUCUAUGCACGUAACAGUGCACACGUCUGGCGUGACCCUGCCUGUGUGACGGCAUUUUUAUAGUGGUGAUAUGCUCACAAUGCACAUCUUCCCAGGAAAAUGCACCUCGUUCUUGUAUAAACAUCAGAGUAUUUUGGGAUGUAAUAAAGUUUAUCUACUCUGCCUACUCGUGGCUCAAACUAAACUGUAAGGGGAAGACUCCAAAGGCCAUUGGCACAGCAGUUACGGGGGCCAUGCCUGUGAUUCCAGGACGGCUGUGGCCUUGUAAACAUUUUAAAAGGUUUUGCGGGGCCUUAGUUAAACUUGCCAUGCAUACAAAACCCGCCUGGCUGUGUUAUUUGAUUAAUUGGGUUUGAAGUGAUUUUCAAACCUGACUUCACCUUCGCGGCCAGAGUUGCAAGGGCCAAAGUGAAUGAGCGAGUGGGGUCCGCGUGGCGGAUCACUCAGAACUCGGAGAGACACAGGCUGUUGGAAUGAGUACUUUGUAUGUUAUGUAUAAGUAAAUCCUAUGUGUAAAUA